AUGGAUGAACUCGGGUAUGAGUGGUAUACUGGGUUCAAGACGCCCAAAGCAGUGGGACAGACGGUCGAGGAGGCGCUGGAGUUGUUCCGGCAGGAGACCGAUCAGGCGCCACACCAGCCGGAGGUGACGUCGAAUGCGCACAAGAAACCCGCUUUGAGCUCGAUAGAGUUUUCGGGCAUGGCCGUGGAGGUCAGCCAUGAGGACCAGAUGGGCAUCAUCGACCUGGCAAACAAGGGCAUAGAAAAAUGGCUACCAGUCUGCGUUAACCACGCUGCCAAAAGCCAGCCGAACAGCCCUUGCAAUGGCGGCGAAGCGGAGAAAAACGAUCACGAUGACUGCGAAGUGUCCACCAUCAAGCUGCAAAGCUCACACCACGUAACGCUCUUCUACUAUUCCACCAAGGACGCGAGACCGGAAUUGGAGGACCCGCGCACAAAAGCUGUGUUCGAGCAGAUGCACGACUUGAGCCCGUAUUUGCGCGAAUUGCGCUGCGCGCUCACGCCGUACGAGUUCGCCAUCGCAUUGCUCUACCGACACUUCUACGGCCUCAGCAUGCCUGGUGAGGACGGCCAACACAACUCGGGCCACGAAUCGAGCCGAGAUUCCAGCAAAUACGUGCCUAUCACACUGAGGCACGUCGUGUUCGUGCCGGGGGUACUGAUGUGCGCAACGGCGCAGCUGCACAGGGACCUGGUUGCGCUCCCCUCGCCCGACGGCACCUUCGGCCCCUACUGCAGCUACCCACACGGAAACGUGGGCACAAUGGAGGAGCUAACAAAGCGAUGCUGGGACGAUGGCGCUGUCAUGCUCGAGGAGAACCACUGCACCCACGUCACUCUGGGCGUCACCAAGCAGUACAAGCCCGUUGUCUCGAACAAUAUAUGCGACGGCAUCAGGCGGUACCUCGAUUUCCUCAAGAAUCACGAGGAUGCGGACGCGGGCGACAAGCUGUGGCGCAUUAAAAGGGUGAACGAAGACGAUAGCGUUGACGAGGCGCGGCCCGAGGAGCUCCUCAAAAUCUUGGAGGUUUACGGAAGCAGGCCCUCGGAAUUCAAGCACGCCAAGAGGGAGUUUGUACAACUUGCGCCCCACGCGGCCAGGCGAGACGAGGCGGGUUUGGCGCACGCCGCCGGAGAGGCCGUCUUCGACCUUGCGCUGCCGCCUAAAGACGAAUGCGCGGAAAAGCAAAUACAACGCUACAGGCGCACAGUAUGCUUCAUAGCAGACGGCGGGAAGUGGAUAUACAUCCGGAACCUGCCAGUCAGGCGGAACCUGCAGGGCCCAGACGACGAGACGCAAGGCACUUGGCUGGUGGACUCGUACAUUAGCAAGCUCGACAAGGCAGUGACGGGCGAAAUCCGCUUCUACAAACGGGAAGGGCAUGAGCCUAAGCCACGCCCGACUCAAAGCAAAGCACAAUAG
Messenger RNA from Babesia bigemina, 1422 nucleotides. RefSeq lists its product as hypothetical. The coding region runs from base 1 to 1422 and encodes 473 amino acids. Lineage: Eukaryota; Apicomplexa; Aconoidasida; Piroplasmida; Babesiidae. The transcript has a single exon. The record is from RefSeq and is a predicted model, not a curated record.